Messenger RNA from Chara braunii, 3506 nucleotides. The record is from the annotation of a GenBank genome assembly. NCBI's taxonomy places the organism in Eukaryota, Viridiplantae, Streptophyta, Charophyceae, Charales, Characeae.
GGUGGUAGAAAGCGGAGGAGUAUGUGCGAUUGACCUGGGCCGAAUGAGUGCAGCUUCGGUUGACCAGUAAGUGUCAGCUGUGGGCGCAGAAGGGUGUGGGUAGCUUCGGCUUCGUGGAGGCUGUGGCAGGACGAUCUCCACAGUUUCAAGGCGUUGAAGAACGAAGAAAGCUCUGCGGAAGACAGCUAUGGCGGCUGGCGUGAGCUACAAAAUGGUACUGGCAGUGGCAACGACAUGCGUGUUUGUCGUGGUCGCAAAGGCCGUGGUAGUGCAAGGGAAGAUGAGCCGCGCCGAAGGGUCGACCAAGACGGCCGAACGGCGGCUCGAGUACACUGAACAUCAUGAGGUUUUUAAGUCUGAGGGAGGAUCAGUGUCGAUGUGGGCGGACUCGUUUGAGCAGAUAUCUGGCGCAGGUAGAAAGUUCUCGGCCUUGCACCUCACGCUGGAGGAGGAUGGCUUUUUGCUCCCUAACUACUCUCCAGGCCAUGGCGUCAUUUAUGUCCUUGAAGGCUCAGCAUAUGUUGGACUGAUGACGCCGUGGGGUAUCCCGGCCACUCUGCAGAGAACUAAGAAGGGGGAGAUGUUUGUUGUCCCGCGUGGGUGGGUGACUUGGAUCUGCAAUCAUCACCACAAGAGCGAGACGGGCGGCGGUCAGACGUCCACCUUUAAGGCAUUGGCUGUUGUGGAUUUCCCAGCAUCACUGGCGAGCGAAAAGGGUGGAAAGACUGAGACGAACGGGUGCUAUUUCUUGGCCGGCGCUUCGGAGCGAGGGGGUGAAGGGCGCGCAGGGCACGGAAGUGUUCUUCACGGCUUCAGCAACGAUGUGCUCGCCCAAGCGUGGGGUUUGGAUGAGGCAGAUGUGGACAAACUACUCCGUUCGCAGGAAGGUGUCGGGAUUGUCAAGGUGACUAAGACUGGGCAUCCGGAGUUGUGGGAGCGUUUUGUGAGAAAGCUGUCGCACAUGGAAGUGUUGAGCGACAUGUUCAGCUUCGUGGAUGGACUCGCACACACCAAGAGACAUGGGGGUCGUCACGGAGAGGAGGAAACCGCCUCCUGGUUCUUGGGGGAAUUUACCUAUAAUGUCGAGACAGCGACUCCUGCUGUCUUCAAUGAAGGUGGUGAAAUGCGUGUCGUUGGCAAAGAACUGCUGCCGACUCUUGGAAGGUUUGGCAUGGGUUUCUCUCUCGCUGUCGGUAAACUCAAGAAGGGCGCGUUGCAAGCCCCAGGGUGGUCUGUCAAUGCUCACAGGAUUGUGUACGUGACCAGCGGUAGCGGACGGAUUCAGAUUGCCCAUCCGAACGGCAGUAACGCUCUCAACACUCACGUGCGUGCUGGGUCGGUCGUUGUCAUCCCGCGGUUCUAUCCCUCUGUUAAGAUCGCAUCGAAGGAUGGUCUCGAGUUCGUUAGUGUGACCACGUCUUCGCUGCCGCUCUUGGUCAAUCUUGCCGGCCAUAAUUCCCUCCUCAAUAACAUGCCCGAGCGUGUCGUCGAAGAGGCAUUCAACAUUCCUUCAGAGCUUGUGAAGAAGCUACGCCACCAGAGGGUGCAGUAUACUGUCAUUCUGCCGCCGCCAAGCUCUCAGAAACAACAGCAGGAGGAGAAGCUGUAGAGGAAGCUGGUUUAGUACUAAUGCACGAAGACUUGCUAAAUGAGAUUGAACACUCGCUGAUUACUUGACAACGAAGUAUCAGCCAGUGGCCCAGCGGAGUGCAGCGAUGUUGUGUACAAUUGCUUUCGGUCAGUGAAUGUUCAUGACACUUGGCAGUCAAUUGCAGACUGUCGAUCACACCCGUACUGUGGUCUAAUACUGUCAACCGUAUGCUUGAACUCUCAGUCACACCCGUACUGUGGUCGACGCCGAAUGUCGGACUCGAUGGUCGUACUAUUGACCGUAUGCUCGGGCAUGACAUUGAAAGAAUUAGGCUGCAGGUGUCGUGUUGGUCUAUUGUAGAGGAGAGCAAAUGACUGUUCUGGUGACGGUCAGGAAAAGGAAUGAUACGACCAUCUAUCGUGUAUAUUAGGAAGCAAGAGAUUGAAGGGAGGCCACAGCACAAUUCUUUUGGUGGGAACAGAAGAGUAGGUUUUGACGGCAUGCACACGUGAAUGCGAUGGAAUGUGAAUGUGCACCGGCACCUGUGGGCAUGUCCAAACCUGUGGGGUCCAGAGGGGAUGUGCAUAGAAGAUGGAUUGGGGGUGUUGGAGCAGUUGCUGACCCGGCUGAUUUCAAUGUGCAUCCAUCUGUGUGGAUGUCCAGACCUGUGGGAAUGUGCAUACAAGAUCGAUUGUAGGAUGUUUAUCUGUGGUCGUUGUAUUGCUAUAGAUUCAAGGGGGGUGUUGAAGCAGCUGUCGGAGCACAGCUGCUAACCUGGCUGUGCGGCUCUCCCAUAGCAUGGUGUACAUUAUGUGCAUACAAGAUCGGUUGUAGGAUGUCACUCAUCUGUGGUCGUUGUAUUGCUAUAGAUUCAAGGGGGGUGUUGAGCAGCUGUCAGAGCACAGCUGCUAACCCGGCUGUGUGGCUCUCCCAUAGCAUGGUGUACAUUAAUUCCCAUUGUUUGUGUAAACUCCUUUUGUUUGGGCUGUGGUUGAUUUGUGUGUGGUUGCUUUUGAGGUUCGUUUGUACUGUGUUGGUAAUUUGUACAAGACUUGAUGAUGGGUGGGAGAGAUGGUAAGUGAGAUAGGGCCACAUGCUCAAUCUACUGCUAUUGUAGCUUUUAACCUACUGUCUUCGAUGGCCGGUUAUUAUAGCUACAUUUGGCACAACUUCGAGUCCAGAUGCAGCAAUAAUGACCGGGCAUUUUAUUUGGGUGAACACGGUAGCCUGGUAAGUGAGUGGCAAGGAAAUGCCAAGGAUCAGACUUGGCAAGUAGGAAAGAGUUUGGGGAAUUUAGAGCAAGUCGCUUAGUCUGUCACAAGAACGUUGUGAUGAUGGGUGGGAGAGAGACCAAGUGAGAUAUAGGGACACGUGCUCAAUCUAUUGCUAUUGUAGUUUUGAAACUGGCCCUGGAAGUGAGUGGGCAGGAUUGGACUAGGCCAGUAGGUAGAGUUUUGGGAAUUCAGAGCAAGUCAGUUAGUCCGUGAUGCGUUAUGUCUUGCGAUAGAUGAGUGUUUAGGGUUUAGGGUUUUGUCUCUUAUCUUGUGAGAGAUUACUUGUUUCAGGGUGUACCUGUCCCGGCUGUCCGGCCGUAAGGUGUACUUGGAUUUUAUCAGUGUACUAAUCGGUCAGAACGUGUUGUUCCUUUUUGAAGAGACUCCACCGAAUUCGGAUUGUAUCAGUUCAGUAACUGGUUAGAACGGGUUGGUUUUGUUUGUCAUUGAAGAGAUUCCGCGUCUGCGAUCUGCUGGAGCUGGGGGCAUCACUGGUGGUUGAGUUCUUGAAUUUGACUGCAGUGGCGUUGAGCAUUCCUAAGUAAUUGUGAGCGAGUCAGAAGAGAUGGGUUGACUUGACACAUGCAUUCGACUUCAGUGUGUGCAAUAUGAGACUUUUUGUAUGACCCUUGCAACCAGAG